Messenger RNA from Brassica oleracea var. oleracea, 1469 nucleotides. Its product is annotated as GDSL esterase/lipase CPRD49-like. Gene Ontology annotation, molecular function: hydrolase activity, acting on ester bonds. The coding region runs from base 512 to 1282 and encodes 256 amino acids. The record is from RefSeq and is a predicted model, not a curated record. Lineage: Eukaryota; Viridiplantae; Streptophyta; Magnoliopsida; Brassicales; Brassicaceae. The transcript is spliced from 8 exons.
CAAAGUUGGCGAAGAGCCGCCGUAGACCCGCGCAACCGCAUCAUUCUGCAAUCUGCAACGCUCUUUCUUACUGCCUCGUCCAAGUUAAAUCUCGUCUCUCUUACUAUUAUCUGCUCACCAGGAGACAGCAAAGAGCUCUUGAACUAGACGAAAACAUUCUGACUACCUUCAAGGGAUACUAAGUGGUGGGUAUCCUUUGGGAAGCUUAGUAAUGGUGAUGGAAGAUCCUAAAGCACCACUUCAGAUGGAUCUGUUAAUUUACUUUCAAUGUCUCAGGGGUUAACAACCAACCACUCCUUUAUGCUAGUCCUUCAAAAUAUCCGAGAGGGUUUCUUGGUACUUUGCCGCAUCCUGAAUCAUCCCAAGAGUAAGCCUACUACCCCCGACCCUGAUCAGAGAGUGAGCUAGAUCGAUACAGAGAAAGAGAGAGAAGAGGAUAAAGAAACGGCGAGUUUCAGCUGUUGUGAACAGAGGGAGAGACACGUGAUCGUGUGUCUUUAGAGAGAGACAAAUGGUUGGACUGUCGCGGCCUCAGAUCGUUCUUUUUGGAUCCUCCAUCGUCCAGAUGAGCUUCGGCCACGGAGGUUGGGGCGCCAUUCUCUCCGAGGUCUAUGCUCGUAAGGCAGACAUCAUUCUGCGGGGAUAUUAUGGAUGGAACUCAACUCGUGCUUUGGAGGUUGUUGACAAAGUGUUCCCCAAGGAUGCCUUGGUACAACCUUCUUUGGUAGUUGUCUAUUUUGGAGGAAACGACUCAAUGGGACCUCACCCUUCUGGUCUAGGACCUCACGUGCCACUAACUGAAUAUGUUGAUAACAUGAAGAAGAUCGCUCUUCAUCUUCAGACCCUUUCAGACUCAACUCGUAUCAUAUUUCUAAGUUGCCCUCCAGUGGACGAAGCCAAAGUUCGUCAAAACCAGAGCCCAUACUUGAGUGAGGUAAUCCGCACAAAUGAGCUAUGCAAGACGUAUUCAGAUGCUUGUGUGGAGCUAUGCAAAGAGCUAGGCUUACAAGUAGUUGAUCUCUUCUCCACUCUUCAAAAAGUGGAUGACUGGGAAACCGUUUGCUUCACAGAUGGGAUUCAUUUGUCAGCACAAGGAAGCAAACUGGUGGCUGCAGAGAUACUGAAAGUGGUUAAAGAAGCGGAGUGGAGACCUUCGCUUCACUGGAAAUCGAUGCCAACAGAAUUCUCAGAGGACUCUCCUUAUGAUCUUGUUUCAGCAGAUGGCAAAACGACGUUGAACUCUUCGGAAUGGACGUACUUCUGGGAAGAACAAUGGGAGUAAAACAUCACAAUAUACACAACAACAACUUACAAGAGCUUUAUAUAAUAUGGUGACGUCUUGUUUUAGACUGUUUUACGAGUUUCUCUUCUGAAUACAAGUAAUAAGUAUGUGUUUUCGUAGUUUCUUGAAUCUAUCUUAUUAUUGAACCUUAGUUUCUGAAAUAAAUAGUAUUCUAUUUACUUUAUUA